CCAUCCUCAUUUGCAACGACACAAGAAAAGAAAAAAAGACGACAGAUUUUUAACAAAACCUAGUUCUGCACCGACGACAGAGAAAAGACCAAUAACAGCAGUUGCAGAUCUGCAAAACACAAAAAGACUCAUCGAAAAUGCCAAAGGACAUCAGAAAGAUUUUCAAAGACCCUGUUCAUGGUUACAUUGAGCUGCACCCCCUGCUGGUGAAGAUGAUCGACACUCCUGAGUUUCAAAGACUCAAACACAUCAAACAGCUCGGGACCAAAUAUCUGGUGUUUCCCGGUGCCACUCAUACUCGAUUCGCACACUCCAUUGGGGUGGCGUAUUUAGCUGAAUGUCUCCUCAAGCAUCUACAAGAGAAUCAGCCAGAACUCAACAUUGACGCAAGAGAUUCCCUGUGUGUUCAGAUCGCUGCUCUGUGUCAUGAUAUGGGUCAUGGGCCGUUCUCUCAUUUGUUUGAUGGCAUGUUCAUCCCUGAAGUCCGGCCUGACUGCAGGUGGCAGCAUGAGGAUGCGUCUGUUCAGAUGUUUGACUGCAUGAGAAAGAAAAAUGGACUGAAAGAAGUGAUGGAGUACUAUGGAUUGAAACUUGAUGAAGAUAUUGCCUUUAUUAAGGAGUUAAUUAAAGGAUGUAAAACUACAGUUGGCCAGACGGGAAGACCUGAAGAUAAAUCUUUCCUCUAUGAGAUUGUUGCUAAUAAAAAGAAUGGCAUUGAUGUGGAUAAAUGGGACUAUUUGGCACGAGACUGUCAUUAUGUUGGAAUCCCAAAUGGGUUUGACCAGCAGCGCUUGCUGAAAUCUGCACGCGUCUGUAAGGUGGAUGGGGAAAAUCACAUCUGCUUCAGGGACAAGGUGGCUGAGAAUAUUUAUGGCAUGUUUCACACCAGAUACACUCUUCAUCGUCAGGUCCUUCAGCACAAGAUUGGCUACAUCAUUGACAUCAAGAUUACAGAUGCACUCAUAAAAGCUAAUGAUAAUCUGAGAAUCGCUAAUGCCAUAGACAACAUCCUGGACUACACCAAACUGACAGAUCACCUCUUUGAUCAGAUCCUGAACCACGCAGAUCUGAAUGAAGCUCGACGCAUUCUGGAGGACGUCGUCAACAGAUGUCUGCCCAAGUUUGUGGGAGAGGCCCGACUGAAUGAUGUCACAUUAAAUGGAGAACUGCAGGACAAACUUCCAGAUCAGCCCGACAAAGCCACCAGGUGUAAAGUGUAUCAGAGAAAACUAAAGGAACACUGGAACAAUAUGAUAGAAGUCGAAACAUCUCUACAACCAGAACACAAAAAGGAAUUUGACAUUUAUGUUCUUGACAUGGGUUUUGGUGAAGUGGGAAAAGAGCCCAUUGAAAACGUUCAUUUCUACAAAAAGAACGACCAAGAUAAUGCUUUUAAGAUGGAGAAAUACCAGGUGUCCAGUCUCAAGCCAACAAAGUUUCACGAAUAUCUUGUGAGGGUGUACUACAACAAUUCUGAUGGCAGCUAUCAGAGCAUUCAGCAAGAAGCUCAGAACUUCUUUUAUCGGUGGUGCAGGGAAAAUCAAUUCAUUGAUUCUGAUCUAGAAGAAAAGGAUACUCCAGCAGAGCAGUCAACCUCAGAAAAACCAAAAAAGAUUUUCAAUGAUCCCAUUUAUGGUCAGAUAGAGCUGGAUAGUGAUCUGGUGAAGAUCAUUGACACUCCUCAGUUUCAGAGACUCAGACACAUCAAACAGCUUGGAGGAGCAGAUCGGGUCUACCCCGGAGCCACUCAUACACGCUUCGAACACUCACUUGGGAUGGCGCAUUUAGCAGGACUAAUGAUCACAUUUCUGAAAGAAAACCAGCCGGAUCUCUGCAUUGAUGACAAAGACAUCCUGUCUGUCAAAAUUGCUGCAUUGUGCUACAAUUUAGGCCACGGUCCAUUCUCUCAUCUGUAUGAGCGAUACUGCCGCAAAGCACAGGAAGAACAGGGUGAAAAUGCUCAGGAUUUAUAUUGUGCCCCGGAGAUAUCAAAAUUGAUACUACAGGAUAUUUUAAAGAAUGUAAAUCUGAGUGGUGAAAUAGAUCCCGAUUUUAUUAAGGAGUUAAUCGUUGGGGUUGAUACAGAAGCUCAAGAGUGGUCAAGUGGGUGCAGGACUGAGGACAAAGCUUUCCUGUAUGAGAUUGUGAUAAACAAAUGGAAUGGCAUUGACGUGCACACAUGGGACUAUUUUGCACGAGACUGUCAUCACCUCGGCAUCCCAAACAGCUUUGACCAUAUGCGUCUGCUGAAAUCUGCUCGAGUCUGUAAAGUGAACGAGAGAAAUCAUAUCUGCUUCAGAGACAAGGUGGCAGAUAAUGUUUAUGACAUGUUUAGGACCAAGUACACGUUGUACAGUGAUGCCUACAAGCACAAGAUUGUCUACAUUAUCGAAGAAAAAUUCACAGAAGUCCUCUCCGCGGCUGCCAAAAAGCUCACCAAGAUCUCACCAUUAACUGAAACCUCUUCACGGGCUUCUUAUGAGGAAAUGGCUGCAAAGCUGGCUAAACUGACAGAUCACAUCUUUGAGGAGAUCAUGUACUCCACUGAUGAUGGUAUGAAAGAUGCCAGGAUGAAACUUCAGGAUAUUGUGAGACGACGACUGCCAAAAUGGGUUGGAGAGAUGAGAAUAACAAAAGCGGAACAUGAAAACAAACAACUAUUCAAGGAGAAGUGGAACAAAGCAGUUGACGAAUGGAACAAACUGCAGCCCACCGUGUUCUUGGAUAAGAACGAUUUCAGGAUUGAUACGAUUCAGCUGGACAGUAGUAACAAGGAAGCUGAAAACCCCCUCAAGAAUGUCUAUUUCUAUAGUAAGAGGAACCUAAACAAAGCCUUCAAAAUGAAGACAUAUGAGGUAUCCAGUCUCCUGCCGGAUGAAUUCACAGAGUAUGUUGGUAGGGUUUACUACAAAGAGAAUUCUGACGAAGAGGAGCAGGAUGCUAAGAAGUGCUUUACUUGGUUGUGCCAUGGCAAGCCUGUGAUUGAGCUUUACAGCAAGCCAAAUUUUGAAGGCACCAAACAAGUGUUCACAGAAGACUGUCCUUCUUUUAAAUGCAGCAGUAUAACAGAGGUCCGCUCCUGUAAGGUGCAUAAUGGUGUCUGGGAAUUCUGUCAGGAUAAUGACUACAAAAAACCAUAUUGCCAGCUGAGUCAAGGGCAGUAUGGUAAAUUGGAUGACAAAAGUCCUCAUCUCUCUCUGAAACGUGUGACAUCACUUAAGAUCCAGCUCUACGAAGAGGACAAUUUUGAAGGCCUAGUUUUUGAGCUACCACAUGAGUCUCCAUUUUUGAAGAAAUUGUUGGGUUUAAAAUCAAUCCGGUCAUGUAAACUCAGUUGGGAUGAUGACUUCGAACAGCCUGAAUCCCAACAUAGUCCUGUGGUGUGCAGUUCUGGCGGAUCCCCUCUUCCUGCUCAUUCUGUUCAUUGUGUGCCAUUCAAGAUCCAGCUUUAUGCAAAGGAAAAUUUCGAAGAGCCAAUGUAUGAGACAACAGUGGAUAUUCCAUCUGUUGAGAGGUGUGGUUUAAAAGAGGUCCGCUCCUGUAAGGUGCUCAGUGGUGGCUGGAAACUCUUUAAGGGUAAUCAGUACAAAGAAUCGAUGUACCCACUAAAGUCUGGAAGAGAGUAUCCAAAUCCUCAAUCCUGGGGCGGAAACAACUCUGCUGCUCAAUCUGUUAAACGUGUUUAAAAGUAAAACCUUGCCUCAAAGUCCAUCCAUCUGUUGCCCUUGUUCAUUUUAAAUUAGGGCUGUGUACACAAACAUUAACCUAAUGUUUAAUUAUAAUUAAAAAAAAUGUCUAAUGAGUGCUUUACUCUGCAAUCAAGUAAUGUCUUUUGCAUUUUAAGGGAUUUCUUUAGAAAUUUUAGUAGAUUUACUUGUUAUUUACUUAAUUACGUGGCAUAUCAUGCAAUUAUUUAAGGGAAGCCUUGACAUGCUACAUAUAUAACAUACAUGUUGACAUACAUGUUUUUUGAUUUAGAGUUGGUAAUAUCAAAGCUUGUCUGAUGUGAUAUUUUAGCUCUUCUCAAAAACAGUGGGAUAUCUGGGCAUAAUAGUGGAUUUAUGAUAUUGCCUGAGCAGCAAUGUAGUGUUGGGUACUGAGCAUGUACUUAGCGCACCAGUUAGUGAUUGACUUAUGUGGUGAAGGGUUUAGUUUUUAUGUUUGGUCAUUGAUAGAUACAGGUGAAUGAGGUAUCAUUUAAUGUUUGUUUAUUUUGUGGGCAUUUGCUGAGUGAUUACUAUGUGAUUUAGAGAUUAAGUUUAUUGAACACUUUGAACUUUUCCUAUUGGAAGUGGGAGUUUAGUUAUAUCAUCCUUAUGUCAUUUUAGUAAUAUUAGCAUUUUAGGGAAAUAGGAUUGAUUUUCUGUUUGUUAUUCUCAUAAAUUAGCCAAAAAUA
Messenger RNA from Danio aesculapii, 4396 nucleotides. RefSeq lists its product as uncharacterized. Bases 138 to 3686 code for a protein of 1182 amino acids. Gene Ontology annotation, biological process: defense response to virus; dGTP catabolic process; regulation of innate immune response. The record is from RefSeq and is a predicted model, not a curated record. NCBI's taxonomy places the organism in Eukaryota, Metazoa, Chordata, Actinopteri, Cypriniformes, Danionidae. Gene Ontology annotation, cellular component: nucleus. The transcript is spliced from 31 exons. Gene Ontology annotation, molecular function: dGTPase activity.